AAUCAGUCAAAUCAUUUAACAGCUCUCAGCUAUCAACUUCACGUGAAGUCGACUACACCUGAGUUUUCACCUAAGAAGAAAAGACUCUUUGAAAGAUUUCUUUGUCAUUGUCAGUCAUUAAUUCUUUCAUUGUAAAGUAGACUAUUAGAAAAUCGUGAUAUUUUUCAGCCAUAUAUCCCUAUCAGAGAAACUAGCUAAUGAUGAACUUGUAUAUAUACACCCGAAAUGGAAGCUGAAUUCUUCACACACCCAUCCCUCAAACCAUGAAAAAUUUUUUCUUGUCCUUGUCAGUCAUUAAUUUUUUCAUUGCAAAGUAGACUAUUAGAAAAUUGUGAUAUUUUUCAGCCAUAUAAACUCUAUCAAAAAAACUAGCUAACAGGAUACUGUGAUGAACUUGUAUAUAUAAACCCGCAAUGGAAGCUGAAUUCUUCACACACCCAUCCCUCAAACCAUUUUAAGACAUUGCUUGCGUCCAGCAAUAAUGGCUUUAGUCAUGAAAUUACGUGUUGCCAUCUUCCUUUUCCUCUGAACUUGCAUAUCUCGUGCCAAGUCUUUUCGUCCAAUCUAUGAUGAGUCAUCUAUUGUCCAGAAACAUGAACAAUGGAUGAACUUGUACGGCCGGACCUACAAAGACAAUGAAGAAAAAACCAAACGACAAGAGAUAUUCAAGCAUAACUUAGAGUUUAUAGAGAGGUUCAAUAAAGAAGGAAACAAGAGUUUCAAGUUGAGCCUAAACCCUUUUGCUGACUUAAGCCAUGAAGAAUUUUUUGCCUCUCACACUGGAGCUAUCCACCACCACAACAAACAACCUCAUCGGAACGUCAGCAACAGCGGAUUUGAUUACAACAUGAUGAGUGCUAAUAACAUUGAGCCUAGCUUGGAUUGGAGAGAGAAAGGAGCUGUCAACGACAGAAAGUACCAGGGGCAGUUUUGCGAGAGUUGUUGGGUUUUUUCUGCGGUGGCAUCAGUUGAAGGAAUUAUCAAAAUCCAAACGGAAAACUUGCCUUCAUUGUCUGAGCAACAAUUGGUAGACUGCGCUACCGUCACCAACAACGGUUGCGGCGGAUACUACGUAGACAAAGCAUUUGAAUAUAUAGAAAAUCAAGGUCUUAGCAGCGAAACAGAUUACCCAUACACGGCCAAAGAUGGGAUGUGUGACGCACAAAAUAUGAAUCCUGUGGCCAGGAUCAGUGGUUACUCCGAUAUAACUCCAAACAAUGAGCAAGAAAUGCUGAGGGUAGUGAAUACCCAACCUAUCUCAGUAUCAGUUGAAGCUAGUGGACAAGCAUUUCAGUUUUACUCUCAGGGUGUUUUCAAUGGUGAAUGUGGGUAUAAUCUUAAAUUACUAGCUAGUUAA
Arachis ipaensis is the source of this 1357-nucleotide messenger RNA. RefSeq names its product thiol protease SEN102-like. Gene Ontology annotation, molecular function: cysteine-type peptidase activity. Gene Ontology annotation, biological process: proteolysis. NCBI's taxonomy places the organism in Eukaryota, Viridiplantae, Streptophyta, Magnoliopsida, Fabales, Fabaceae. The record is from RefSeq and is a predicted model, not a curated record.